Eublepharis macularius is the source of this 1869-nucleotide messenger RNA. RefSeq names its product HEPACAM family member 2 (gene HEPACAM2). The record is from RefSeq and is a predicted model, not a curated record. NCBI's taxonomy places the organism in Eukaryota, Metazoa, Chordata, Lepidosauria, Squamata, Eublepharidae. The transcript is spliced from 10 exons. The coding region runs from base 47 to 1438 and encodes 463 amino acids.
CUGUUGGUUGAAGCUCUGACUGUACAAAAAAGAAGGUGGCCUUUGCAUGGGACAGGAUGCAUACAUGGAUCCCUUUAGUGCGACAUUUUAUGAAUUGCAAUGCAAAAUCUAUGUUCUGCUAUUAGGUAUCUGUUCUGCAUUAAAGCUGUCAGUACCAUCACAUACAAUCCAUGGCAUUGAAGGGCAGCCACUCCAUCUCUUGGUUGAUUAUAAUUUCAACAUAACAGUUUCCGAUAUUCAGAUAACAUGGAUGUUUGAAGGGCCAUCGAAGCACGCCAUAUCUCUGUUUAUGUCUGUAAAUCAGACACUAGUUUCAGACUUAGAGUUUCAGCAUAAAUUUACAUUUAUGCCUCCCAAUGCAUCACUGCUGAUAAAGUCUUUACACUUUAGCGAUGAAGGCAAUUAUACUGUUAAAAUUACUAUUGUUGGAAAUGGGAGAAUAUCAGCAAGUGAAAAGAUUCACGUUACUGUUGAUGUUCCUGUCACAAAACCAGUGGUAUACACUGAACCUUCUGUUGGAGUUACGGAAUACAAGGGGAACAUUACUUUGAAAUGUACUGUGAGAAACGGCACACGGGUUAUCUACCAGUGGAUGAAAAAUGGAAAUCCCAUUGAAGUCAGCACCAACUACUCUUUGUCUGCAAACCAUGACACAUUGUCAAUUGUCCCUGUUGUUAAAGAAGCUAUUGGGAAUUACAGCUGUUUAGCUGCCAAUUCUGUCAGUGCCAUGCAGAGUGACGUGAUCAUGCCAACUAUUUACUAUGGACCCUAUGGUCUUACAGUAAAUUCUGACAAAGGUCAGAAAAUCGGGAAAGUGUUUACAUUUGAUAAAGGUGAAGCAGUCCAGUUUUAUUGCUCAGCAGAUUCCAAUCCACCAAAUAUUUAUUCAUGGAUCCGGAAAGCAGAGAACUCCACACAUGUUAUUACACAUGGAAGAUAUCUGGAAGUUGCUUCUGAAAAGGUGACAGAGAAAGCCGAAGAGUACAGGUGCAGUGCAUACAAUUACAUGACUGGGAAACGGGAUGAAACUGGCAUCUUUGUGGUAAUUAUACCUAUAGGACCUGCGAAGAUGACCCAAAAAGGAAAAUAUUUGUCACCUCUAGCAAUAAUAACUGGAAUUUCUUUAUUUUUGAUUGUAUCAAUGGCCCUUCUAAUAUUAUGGAACAGAUUUCAGCCUCAUAAAGUUAUACAGAAGAAACUGCAGAGCAGGCCUGAAACUGAUUACAGAAAAGCACAAACCAUUUCAGGACAUGAAAAUGCACUAGAUGAUUUUGGAAUAUAUGAAUUUGUUGCAUUUCCAGACCCUACAGGAAUUUCUAGGGUCUCUAGUCAGUCAGGUACUGGCUCUGAUGUUCAUUGUCAGGAUUUUCAUGGUACAGUUUACGAAAUUAUCAGACAAAUUCCUGAACAACACCAUGACCAUCAGGAUUGUACAUGAAGAGACAAAAGGAAGUAUAUUGAUGAAAUCUGUUUCUGGAGGUGAAUGGAGAAGCAACAACCGCUGGCCAAGCUAUGCCACUUAUAAUGAAAAUGCCAUCUCAGUUUAGCAAAACUUUUUCCUUAUUACUGCAUUCGUAAUAUUUUUGUAUAUGCUUUCUUUAAAUCCUGCUCCCUGGAAGCAGCUGCUGAUUACAAAAGGGACAUUAAGAGUUGCAAAGUCAACAAGCAGGGACAAAAACGUCAACGUGUUGGAUUCUUUAAUUAAAACUUUAUAUUGACCUGCACUGUUGGAGACAAGCUAUAUACUGCCAACAUGAUGAACGCGGUAUGUGUUUAUUAACAAGCACCUGAUUUGGUCAAAAACCAUCCUAAAAUUUUCAGUACAAGACUGCAGCUGAAACAAAUAAAGUGACUUUUGUGGCUAUUAUA